This is a messenger RNA of Diabrotica balteata, 1110 nucleotides long. NCBI's taxonomy places the organism in Eukaryota, Metazoa, Arthropoda, Insecta, Coleoptera, Chrysomelidae. The record is from the annotation of a GenBank genome assembly.
UUUAACUAUUUUGGUUAAACGGCAAAAAUUAAUCAUCAACAUAACCCGUCAUUUUUGAUUAUAAUUCUUCAAAAUAAAUAAAAAUAAUGGAUAAUAGUAAUAAUGAGGUAUACACAAUUGGAAUUUGUAAAGAAAUGUGCCCUUCUAGUGAAGCAAGACUGAGAGAAAAACAAGGUUUGCUUCAUAUUUUGGAAGUUGUUCCCGGAACUGAACAUCAUAAAAAUCCGAAAGCUGAUCUAAAACGUGUAGUUAAAGAAUUUACCAGAUCAGCAGCUGGGAAAUCUUUUCUUAUCACUGAAAACUUGAGACCACCUGAUGUGCUAUUAAAGACUAUUAAUUAUUUACUAGAUGAAUGCUGUGAAGAGGCCAUUAAUACUUUCGAUCCUCAUAUAAACAACACUCAUCUUCAAGAAUGUCUUAAAAGGUUAUUGUGCACAUAUGACUACUUUGACAAUCUUGAAAAAAGCUCUAAACAAGAAAUAUCUAGUGACUUUUUAGUUGAGAGUAGACCAUAUUUCGAAAGUUUAAGUUCUUUAGUGAAAACAUCUAUGAGGAUAUGUCUGAAUUAUGUGAACAGAAACAUUUCUAAAGUAAUUAAACUGUUUAAACAAUUACCACUGUCUCUUCAAAUGAUAGCUUUUCUUCAUUUGCCAGAAAUACGAAGAACAACUUUGAAAAUCAUGGCAUCUGCAUAUCAUAGUAAAAACUUGACAUUUCCCCUAGAUGUUCUGUCAGAUAUGCUUCUUUAUAAUUGUGUAGAUGAAUUGAUAAGAGACUGCAAUUAUUAUGGUUUAAAAAUUCAACAAAAUGGGGUACAAUUUAUGAAGACUGAUUUUCUUGAGGAUAAAGCCAAGGUCAAACCAAGGCGUAGUGAAGAAAUUGACAAAACAUUGAAAGAUACUGAUAUUAGUAUGUUUUUAUUGUAUGGGGAUCACUGAUAAACAUCCAAUAGAAAUAUUUAUUGUACAUAUUGUGAAAAAAAUACUUUUUAGUAAAACUUUUUAUUUGAUUUUGGUUCAUUUGUAUAUAUUAAUUUCUCGAAAGGAACAUGUUCAGACAUUUUAAUCAAAGUAAUGAAAAAAAAACUCACACAAUCAAGUAUCAAAUGAA